Molecule: messenger RNA, 5512 nt
Organism: Perca fluviatilis (European perch)
Lineage: Eukaryota; Metazoa; Chordata; Actinopteri; Perciformes; Percidae
Gene: syt1a
Product: synaptotagmin Ia
Exons: 12
Coding region: 378-1646 (422 amino acids)
Biological process (GO): calcium ion-regulated exocytosis of neurotransmitter; cellular response to calcium ion; synaptic vesicle endocytosis
Cellular component (GO): axon; synaptic vesicle membrane; dense core granule
Molecular function (GO): clathrin binding; syntaxin binding; phosphatidylserine binding
Source: RefSeq, a predicted model, not a curated record
ACACACACACACACACACACACACACACACACACACACAAACACUCCCUCUCACUCCAAGACUAUCUUCUCCUACUCCAGAUGAGCGUGCCUUCUUGUCAGGGUGAGCAGAUUUGGAGCUGAAGGUGUGCUGUUGUUGCCAGGGAACUGCCAUUUGGAAAAGAGGACAAGAAAGGAAGAAACCCCUCUAACUGAAGAUAUUGAGGUGGAGGAAGCAUUUAAAGAGACACUGCAGUGGGCAUCGUUGAAUUAAAGUGCCACAUUGAGCUCCCUCAGCAAAAGCAGAACUUGACUAAACCCCAUUUCCUGGGAGUGUAAAGAGGACCCAGGGAGGACAGCGGGCUGCCAGCAUCUGUCUGGCUGCCCAGUAUCGCCAUCAUGACUGAGAGUCGAAGGGAAGCACUUGCGGCGGCGGCGCCCGAGCCCACCACCGCCUCCUCCUCCACAGCUGGCUCCAACACCACCAACAUGGCCGGCCCGGGCACCGGCGAGAAGGAUGAGGCAUUUUCCAAGCUGAAGGACAAGUUCAUGAAUGAGCUGAACAAAAUCCCAUUGCCAUCAUGGGCCAUUGUCUCUAUUGCCUUUGUGGCUAUCAUUCUGGUGUUAGCAUGCUGCUUCUGCAUCUGCAAAAAAUGGAUAUUCAAGAAGAAAAACAAAAAGAAGGGCAAAGACAAGGGCAAGAAUGCCAUCAACAUGAUGGACGUCAAAGAUGGAGCCAAAACUGAGGCCUUGAAGGAUGAGGAGGAUGCGGAGACAGGGCUGACUGAAACGGAGCAAGAGGCAGAGCCCAAGGAGGACCAGAAACUGGGCAAAUUACAAUACUCCCUGGAUUACAAUUUCACCGAGAAUACGCUCAUGGUGGGGAUCAUCCAGGCCGCAGAGCUGCCUGCUAUGGACAUGGGUGGCACAUCUGACCCAUACGUAAAGGUCUACCUGCUGCCGGACAAGAAGAAGAAGUUUGAGACCAAGGUCCACAGGAAGACCCUGAAUCCUGUCUUCAAUGAGCAGUUCACUUUCAAGGUCCCCUACGUGGAGCUCGGUGGAAAGACACUGGUAAUGACGGUUUACGAUUUUGACCGCUUCUCCAAACACGAUGCCAUCGGCGACAUCAAGGUGCCCAUGAACAAGGUGGACUUCAGCCACGUAACAGAGGAGUGGCGAGAUCUGAUUUGCGCUGAAAAGGAGGAGCAAGAAAAGUUGGGUGAUAUCUGCUUCUCUCUGCGGUACGUUCCCACUGCUGGCAAGUUGACCGUGGUCGUCCUCGAGGCCAAAAACCUGAAGAAAAUGGAUGUGGGAGGCUUGUCAGAUCCAUACGUGAAGAUCCAUCUGAUGCAAAACGGCAAGAGGCUGAAGAAAAAGAAGACGACAAUCAAGAAGAACACCCUCAACCCUUACUACAAUGAGUCCUUCAGCUUUGAAGUCCCAUUUGAACAAAUCCAGAAAGUGCAAGUUGUUAUAACUGUUCUGGACUAUGACAAGAUCGGCAAGAACGAUGCCAUCGGCAAGGUCUUUGUGGGCCUCAACAGCUCGGGCACGGAGCUGCGCCACUGGUCCGACAUGCUGGCCAACCCCAGGAGACCCAUCGCCCAGUGGCACGUACUGAAGCCUGAGGAAGAGGUGGACGCUCAGCUCUCCACCAAGAAAUAGGCAGGGCCCUUUCAGCACCUGCCUUGUAGUACUCUUUAGCCAGUAUGUGUAAAUACCUCAGUGAUAUAUGGGUCCAUCCAUUUAAGCCCCCUCUUUUCCCCACCUAUCAAACUCUCCCAGCUUUACCGCCCCUAAUAUCACAAACAAUCCUAAUUCGUCAAACGUCUUGCAACAUCCCACCUUCUGCUUUUUUUCAUCAGGUUCCCUACUUUCCUUACGUUCUUUUUUUUUUGUUCCUCUCUGAUUCAGCAGUUUUUGUUUUCCAUCUCCGUGCCCUUAACCACCCCGACCAAAUGCCCCCUUCUUUUAAGCAAUAUGAUCUGUAUAGAUAGCGCAUGACUGAAAGAAUUUAUUGUACCACAGUUGUAUAUAUAAGUAUGCAGACAAAAAUGAUUUCUAGUUUAUGUGUUUGUAUGUUGUUACCCGUUUCCUAAUCUGUGUAUAUCUUGAUGUUUUUAAUAAGAUGUUCUAUUUUAAAUUAUGUAAAUGCAGAUAUAGAGGAAAGCCAAUAUUAUAUAUCCCAGGAUUUAAAAUUACCUUAUUACCUUAUUGCAUUCCAGAAAAAAAAGAAGAAUUCCAACCUGCAAGACACUAGUGGAAAUAUAUUCACAUUGUAAAGAACAAUGUCUGGCUUUAAGUUCGGCAAAGGAUCAUCAAAAAGACAGAAGAAUAUAUACACAUAAAACUCAAAUAACACAAAAUAACAAAAUAUACGGCCAUUAACUACUAUGGUUCUGAGGGAAAGAAUAUGCUGCUGGAAAUUAUACAAGCACAUGAUUUCUUAUGACUUUUUGUACUUAUUUCUCAAUCAAAGGACCUGUAUGUUUAGCUUGAUGCACACUGUUACAAGAAAAUAGUUAAUGCAAACCAGUUAGCAUUUAUUUUCUCCAUAUUUGGCAGUUUAGGUGAAAUAGGUCCUCGUUUUAAAGGCCAUCAUUCACUUGAACUGGCUCAUUUUCUUUUCCAAAAACCCUCAACCCUUACAAAAUAGACCCCAAGUGAAAAAAGCACCAAGCUGUAGCCAUUGUGUCCUUAAGCACGUUUAACAAUAUUUUGUUAACUGUUUACUUUAAACAGCCUCAGCGAUGUUGGAAGUAUAUCGCAUUUAGGCCGGGGUCCGAUCUUUGAGAGGGAGUUAAAAAAGAAAUAAAAAAAAAAAGAGUUGUGACUCUGGUUUUAAGAGGACUAUUUUUUAGAGCAAUUCAACGUCUUGACUAUUUUUCGUAAACUGCAUGAUUUUUUUUACAAUCUUUACUAAAGGCUGGGACGUGGGGAGAUCUACUGACACCAGGGGCUUUCUCUUCUGAUAUGAUCCCCUUGCCUUCAAUCAGAGGAGAGAAAAGAAAAAUCAAGAGUAAUGUCUAAACAUUGGGUCAAUGUAUAUGAUUAUAUUGACAGAGGUGAAGCGAGUUUCUAAACACUGCCAUUUUCAGAGGUGACUUAUGUAAAGACCGUCUCUUCAUGCACACUCCCAAUUGCUAGUGGUUGUAGCUUUGGUUUAUUGGGAACAAUGUAUUUGGCUGCAAUGGUGCCCUGAAUCGCAGUCUUUGCUUUGCGUUGCCUUCUCACAGUGACAAUAGAGUUAGCCAUGUUUUACUGCCAGUUUUUACUUUUAUGUGGCUGCUUUUUUGCACUGGAUGUCUUUAAACUAGCGUGUUGACUUAUUUGAAACUAUUUUGGACAAUUGUUAGGCUGGCUAUAUUUCAGGACACCUGCAGGGGCAGCCAGAAAUUUGCCUGCUCGAUCGGCUUGACUAAAAAAAACGAAAGAAAGCAAUGAUGACAAAUCACGUUUCAGCCAGUUACGUCAGUUUUGUUUUCUUGUAGGUACAGGACUACACCAAGAGAAUGGGAAAUAACCGUAAAGUUAAUGGUCUGCGUAGGCUACUAGUCCAUUACGUCCUUCACUACGGGUCCAAUUAGCAAAGGAAUAAGUUUUAAUCCAUGAAAACCAUGAAGUCUCUUAUCUUGGAGGAACCUCUUGCAUAUACUCGAUGCUAGCUUCAGGAGGACUUUCUAAAUGUUUUCAAUGUUAUUGUGUAGUUGAUAGCACUAUUAUGAAAAAGCUACUUGUCAUUCCAUAGGAGUCUCUGAGGACUACUUUGUGUAUCACUGUGACUGCCGUGUGUGCUUAGAGAUGUAGACUUAUCAGUAGGUAGCGAAACCAGUUUGUUCUGUAGUGAUGUUGUAGCGUUUAAUGCCAUUUUCCCUUCUACAUGCAGAGAAAGAGAGAGUGUGCGCGUGGCGUCGCCCGACUGCACGUGGCAAAAAGAAAGACGUUUUAUCUGAGCGCGAGUGGGUCACUUCACACAGCAUUUUGUUGAGCACUGUGCAAUACUUGUAUGUUCAUCCCAUAGUGUUCACGUGGGUGGCGUUGCCCGAGAAAAAAUAAAUAAAAGAUUCUAAUGAGGAUGAUUCCAGUCCAGAGAGAUGUUUCUCCUUUCCAGUGAAAUGGUUAGGACACAGCACACUUGGAUUCAGCUUACAGGUUGGAGCUUGACACCUGUCGACCUAUGUUUAGGGUUCCCUCCCUUUUCGCAGGUCUGUUUUCUCUUCUUGCACGCAGCAUCAGAAGUUUCAGGGAGUAUUAGUUAAAUACCAAACAAGAUUCUACAUUUAAUAUCCCCUUAAAAUGCCGUGUAUAUAUUUACAUAACUGUGUCAAAAAUGUAUAUCUAAAAUAAAUAUAGUGACAUGAAUAGGAUUAUUCAGCCGCAGAUAUAAUUUUAUCCAUCUAUCAUUAAUAUGCUAUAUCUCAUUGUCAUUAUUUCCUUUCCAUUUAUGGAUUUCUUUUUUAUUUGGUAACUGCCCUGUUCAAAAAGAACUUUUAUAUUUGACAUGAAAACUCUGAAUGUACAGUAUGGACUGUGUUGGUGUAUAUUACUUUAGUUGUGAGAUUAGAUGUACUUUGCACUUUUUGUUGUUAAGAAAUGUGUCCCUUUUUUAUAUUUUUUUCAACUGUUAGGAAUUUAUUUCAUAACCCUUUGGGGUAAAAUCUCCCCUGUCUGAAUGCAUUCAAAAAUCAUUGAAUAUACAUUAAUAUAGCUGCACUCCCAAUCCUUCUUCAACCAAGGGAUUAUUUUAUGUGACAUGUUUUACAUAUGUAGAUUAAUGAAUUUCAGUACAGCUUCAGAUUUAAAUGAAAAAAUCAAUGAAAGUACAUUGCAAAAACGGCCUGAGCAAUUCAAUAUUAAUGCAAAAAGGUUGUACUACAGGAAUUAUCAAAUCAAGCUGAAAGAAAAUCUGAAUUAUGACAGAAAUAAACAUGUAGGCUAUAAAUCAGGAAAUUCAGUAACAGGCAGCAUUGCGGAACCCAUCGGAUUGCGAGGUGUGGGGGAAAAACCACAAAGCCAUUACCUGCACCGCAAUGCAAUGCUCCUCUUAUUGCGAUUUGCUACCAAAGUAGGCCUAUGCAUGCAUCAUCAAACCCUAAAUAUUUCUCUUGUAAAAAGAAAAUACCUUAUCAAGCUCUCUGUGUGACAAGGAACUCAAGAUUCUCUCCAGUGGCACUGACAAAAAGCCACACUGACCUUUCAAAAACAAAGCUGUGUAAAGUAUUAGAAUCUGAUGCUGUAGAAAGAUCCUAGUUGCCUUUGUGUAUAUCAACUGCCUGCUUGAGUAUUUUGUGUGUGGAAAUUUUCUCUGUAAUCUUGUAGAACUGUUUGGGGUGUUUUUUCCUGCCAUAUUGCUCGCGGUGACAGCGAGCCGCUGACAGUUAUAUUUGCUGUGUAUACCUUCAUUUUUGACGAGGUGUUUUACAGUUUUGUUUCACUUUGUGUAGUGAUUCACUCUGUGCAGUUUUCUGACUGUUGUUAUAUAACUUCAUAUACACAAAUGAUCAAUAAAAAUGUUUUAUUUCCUGUUGAUA